AACAGUCGGAAUCUGUACAGGCCGCUACGUACCGACAAGUGGCUGAUUAUCUUCGCUAGCGUUGUGGUUCGCUGGGUAAACAUAGAAACAGACUCACUGAACUUCCACGGUGUUUGAGCAAGGUGAUUUAAGAUGACUGAAUAUUUCCUAGUUUUCCUGGGUUAAUGUGGUCUAUUUAAGCGAUUUUAUUCAUUUUUUGUUUAUGUAUUAGAAAAUGUAUCUAUUGUAUAGAGUGGUUGGCGCUUCCAUCGUCUACCGGAGUAGUCUGUAGAGAUGUGAUGAACUGUUAAAUAUCCUCCGGACAGCUGGAACUGUUGAUAUUUUGACGAGUGGUGAAGAGGUAUGUGACCUCGUGUACAAAGGGAACAGAUACCAUAUAGAGAAAAGAUGACGUCAUCAAACGAAACAGGAGACAAGCUACUUCCGGUAUGUCACCAAUGGAUGCGAGACACAUUGGAAAAACCGAACGUCACUCUGGAAGACAUCAACAAUAAACUCAUCCUCCGCUUCAUAGGGGGCAUCACUUUCCUCGCCAUCAUUGGUAUCAUCGGAUUCAUCGGGAAUACUCUCGUCAUCUUCAUCUACUUUAAACGAUUCCGGAAGUCAAACUACCGGAUAUACGUCCUUUGGCUGGCAGUCCUUGAUGUCGUUAACUGUACCGUCAGCGCACCACUUGUCAUCAUAUAUAUGUUAUUUCCUGUGACAUUUCCGUCUGACGUAUUUUGUAAAGUAUUCCGUUUUGUUUUGUACUUCCUGUCCCUUAUGUCAACUUCCGCUUUGGUAGUCAUAGCAAUAGACAGAUGUCGAAAAGUGUUACAUCCGCUUCGGCGUCAAAUAACAACAAAUCAAGCGAAAAUGCUGUGUUUUGUUAGCGUGGUGAUCUCCCUUGCUCUAUCAUGGCCGGCUCCUAUUUUGUUCGGACUGAGUGACGUUCAAACAGGCGUUCCUGGAUUGACCGGUGUCCGGUGUCUCACUGCAAACGAGUACAAAAAGACGGUAUAUAUGAUAUUAUACAGCUCGGUUACCUCCCUUUAUUUCAUAGCUGUAACUACCUCUCUAAUUAUAGUUUACGCGCUGAUUGGUCGACAGAUUUUUAAACAUAAUGUCUUUAGAUCAAGUGUCCGCAAGAUGUCAGCACUGAGCACAGAAUAUGAUGACCCGUCGCGGAAAGGAAGUAAUGGGCCAUCUAACGGCUGCGCAAACUACAGUGUGCGCAAGACAACUUUGACACUGUGCGUUGUUACCAUGGCAUAUAUAUUGAGCGCACUACCGCACCAUGCACUGGCAUUGCUGUAUUUCCUCAGUAAGAACUUUGACUGCAAGCUCGAUCUUCUGGAAUCCCAAUUUUACUACACGUUCAUUUGGUCAUAUUUCGUCAACAGUGCCAUCAACCCAUUCAUCUAUGGAUUCAGAGACAAGAAAUUCAGAUAUGAAGUUAAACUCAUUUAUAGCAAAAGUGGCUUUAGAAAGAUGAAGACGUGUAUGUAUUUACUUCUGGUCGGUGUGAUUUUGAUAUCAAAGUGCGAUGAAGUAUAUUCAGACGAUAAAGUUUCGGUGGAGAAAUCCGAAGAGAGAAGUUUGACAAGUGAAGUUGUCGGCCUUUUAAACGGAACUUAUUUCAACCUAAACGAGAAAGUAUGUCAGUUACAAAGGCGAGUCGAUACAAUCGAACGAGACACAGACUCCAACAUUCAAUGUGAAUGUAACAGUACGGAAACACUCGAGCUCAAGCAAUCAAUAUUCAACGAGCUUAAUGACUUCUCAAAAAUCCUGUCCGGGUUUGAAAAUGAAAUUCGCUUUUUGAAAAAUGAGCAGACAGAACUACGAGAGAUUUUGGACGGAGGAGACAUUGACGCUAAUACAACUGCCACUACCACCACCACCACCACCACCCCAACUACAGUCAUACCAAGAGUCUGUGAAGAUGGCUGGAUCAGAUCUCCGGAAAAGUGCUACUAUCUCUCCAGUUCCUUUGAGAAAACGGAUUGGGCCACAGCAAUGAGACGGUGCAAGUCGAAGGGAGCAAAUCUGGUUGAGAUCAAAACGGACGCAGAAUCCCGAUUCAUAAUGGAAAAUCUGCCAAGCCGUGUAGGAAGCAGAGAUAUUGUGUAUACCGGUCGACAGAGGAACGACGCAAACAUCUGGGUUUUUGUCAGCAACGACGAGAAAGUUGAUAUCUCGGUGAGAUCGUGGGCUAGAGGGGAACCAAAUGGUGAAGGUAGCCAGGAAUGCGGAUGUACUCAAAGAGCGGAUGACUUUCUGAUGCAUGACUGCUACUGUACCGGACAUAAACUAUUAUAUAUCUGUGAGAUUGGGCGUUAGUCAUCUUCUGUGGAAAACAAUGACAGCAUUACAAAACUAAAUUAGUGCCUUAACAAAUCACUGUUAACAGGAAUAAACAUUUGUACAAGUA
Molecule: messenger RNA, 2413 nt
Organism: Pecten maximus
Lineage: Eukaryota; Metazoa; Mollusca; Bivalvia; Pectinida; Pectinidae
Product: isotocin receptor-like
Exons: 6
Coding region: 388-2322 (644 amino acids)
Biological process (GO): neuropeptide signaling pathway
Cellular component (GO): membrane
Molecular function (GO): G protein-coupled peptide receptor activity
Source: RefSeq, a predicted model, not a curated record